UGUGAUUUCCAAUAAACCUGUUAGGCUACAACCUGGCGUCGUGUGACUUCUGACAUUGGCCAAAAGACGGCGGUAUUAGAGUAUCGCUGUUGGAACAAGGUUGGUAGCCCCGAGAGUUGGGAAGCAGGGUAGAAAAGCGAAAGAAGAAAAACGGAUGACAAAGGAAGGAGGAACAAAAGAGAUAAUCAAACGGAGAGAGAAUCAAAGAAGAAGGUGGAAGACAGCGGCUGAAAUUGCAUUCAUACGACUCUCCCAAGCUCACUUUCAUACACUUGGGAGGUCGGAGUUCAGAAUCAGAGGCUCCACGGUGAAGCCGUGUUCUCUUCCAUCCUGAGCAGCUGACGUUCACUCAAGGCUGGCGGAUUAAAGUGGUCAAGAUCUCCGUGGACGAGGCCUCGGACAGACAAUGGCACCUCAGUAUUGAACUGGAUGGGCUGUUACGUCCUGAGGAAGAGAAAAAAAAACUAUUCACCAUCUCAAUGGGCACAAUUGUGAACAGGACUCAUAGUUUCUGCCAUUGAGAAGAUUUACUGACUGUGGAGAUUCCACUCUACUUUUCUACUUGUUGCCUAAAAAACAUGAAUGCAUUUCCAGAAGGUUGAUUUGAAAGAAAAAGAGACAAUGGGAAAUUCAUAUGCUGGGCAACUGAAAUCUGCACGCUUUGAAGAGGCUCUGCACAAUUCAAUAGAGGCAUCACUUCGUUCCAACAGCAUUUCUCCACGACCAAUCUUCUCUCAGCUGUACCUUGAAUCAGAUCAACCGCCUUUGUCCCCAGAAGCAGAUGUCAAACCAAAAAUAGAGGACCUCGAUAAAGAUAUUGAAGUCCAUCGCUAUGCACAAAGCAGCUCUUCUGGAUUCCCAGCCGUACAAGUCGGUAAUGGAAUGGACAAUGAAGAGGAAGAAGAAGAAGAGGAAAUGUCUGAGUCAAACAGCCCACCUAUUACAUACUUGCAGAAACAUGUCCCAGAAGGAUCCUGCACAACGGAUGGUUUCUGUCAGGCUGGCAAAGACCUACGUCUUGUAACGCUCUCUACAGAACAAAUUGACAUUCCACCAGGCUUUGUGCUGGUGGGAGCCAAGUCUCCAAAUCUCCCUGAGCACAUUCUGAUCUGUGCAGUAGAUAAACGAUUUCUGCCAGAUGACAAUGGAAAGAAUGCACUUUUAGGUUUCUCGGGGAACUGCAUUGGCUGUGGGGAGAAAGGAUUUCGGUAUUUCACUGAGUUUUCCAAUCACAUCAACUUAAAGCUGACAACCCAGCCGAAGAAGCAGAAGCACUUAAAAUAUUACCUGGUCAAAAACUCUGAAGGUAUUUUCUCCAAAGGACCACUCAUCUGCUGGAAAGAAUGCAGGACCCGUCAGUCUCCUAGCAGUUAUUCAUCUGCGCUACCCUCCACCAAGUCGGUUGCUGCAGUCGUGGGUGCUGCUGCGCCUUCUCCAAAUAUAGAUGCUGUGUCAUCCAGUGGUUACAGCACUACUGUUGUCAGUUCUCAGACAGAGUCAACAUUUAGUCUCUGUCCAGUAUCAUCUGCUGCCAAUUACCCAGGAUGCCAGGACUUGUCCAGGAAUGGAAACAUAGCAAAACCUCUGGCUCUAUCCAUGCAACACCUUGGGAAACCUCCAAUAACAGCUGCCUCUACAAAUGGCCAGUCACCUGGAUCUGUGCGAGUUAAUGGUAAUACCAAUAGUAACAACAAUGGUGGAAAAUCCAAUCUCAUUAGUGCUUCUUUACCUCGGCUUCAAACUAUUUCAACUUCAUCAAGUCCUGGCUUAACCUCAGGAGAUAACACCAUUAUGACAAGCUCUGGGCCGCCUAAGAAACGUCAUCGUGGUUGGUCACCUGGGUCCCCCAUAUCUGCACCUGCAGUAGCCCCUGUUCCAGCUGUGCAGCCAGUGACAAGAUCUGAUACUUUGCUGCCCAUUCCUGUUCCUCAGUCAAUGAUAGCUGGAGUUUUGCAGCCACAGGCGAUCCCUGCAGGGGAAACUGUUAUCAUCCCUGAAAAUUUAUUAAGCAAUUCUGGAGUGAGACCUGUUAUUCUGAUUGGUCAUGGCACUUUACCAUAUUUUUAUGGCAAUGUUGGUGAUAUUGUAGUGAGUCCACUACUUGUGAAUUGUUACAAGUUUCCACAGCUGACUUCAGUUGAACUGGAACGGCUGGGAAUCUCCAACAGCCAGACCUUAACUGUGGAAAACAUGAUCCUCUUGACAAUACAAUAUCUGAUUCACCUGGGCCCAGACCAGAUGCCUCUAAGGGAGGAAUUCGAACAGAUUAUGCUAAAAGCAAUACAGGACCCGAGCCUUAAAGAUAGAUCCUUACAAAUGGGAGGCCCUCCUUCCACCGUGUCUCCAGGACAAUUACCUUGGCUCGCUCGACUUGCUGCCAGUGUUUCACGAGAUUUGGUGCAAGUAGUUUUCACUCAGAACUCCCUGGCAGAAGGCAUUUCGGAGACUUUAAGGACAUUUGGUGAUGUCCAUCUACAUCAGAAAGUACCUAACUAUGUAGUAGUCGUUUAUACAUCAAAGAUGAGGGGAAUUGAAUUCUGUGUGGUUGUUUUAGGUCAUUAUCAAUCCCGAAUGCUGGCAGAAAGUAUGCUUACUACGAAUGAAUUCCUGAAGGAAAUCAGUUACGAAUUGAUUACUGGAAAAGUCGGUAUUUUGGCAUCAUAUUUCAAAACCUCUCCCCAUGGUGAUAACUUAGACAAAUUCCUGGAUAAAUUUCAGCAGAGUCGAAAUAGUAAUGUUGCUAUUCCAUUCAAUGGAAAUGUUUCUGACUAUAUUCCAGCAGAUGAAGCUGCAGCAAUGACUGCAAUGCAGUGUUUUGAUUCAGCUACUGAAAUGUUUCAAAUUCAUCCUUCUCAGCUCAGUGUUGCCCGAAAGUUGUUAUCUCAAGUUUGUGCAAUAGCAGACUCUGGAAUGCAAAACCUAGAUUUGGGGCGCUUUGGAAAGGUUGACUUCAUUAUUUUACUGCCACCAUCUGAGAUUCUUUUCCAGCAGACUUUGCAACGUGUUCGACAUUCAGGAGUACUUAUAGACUUGGGUCUAGAGGAAGACACUGUAGCCUAUCAAAGGGCUGAAAAAUAUAUUAUCCGCUUAGACCAUGACAUUCAGAACAAGUUUGAAGCUUUCAUGAAAAAAGUCAAGCAGAACCCGUACACACUGUUUGUUCUUAUACAUGACAACUCUCAUAUUGAUUUCACUAGUUUUUCAGGUUCUGGAACACAUGGGGAAUCCAGUCUGGUUCUGUCGGAUAAGUUUAUUAACUCACGUGAGGCACUUGAGGCCUGCAACUUACUUAUGUUGCAGGUCAGCUCCUUUCCCUUCACUUUACAGACACAGCAGUCCCGUGUCAGCUUCCAAAAUGAAGUGCACUGGAUACUGCCCAGCAGUCCUGAGGAGAUCAGCAAUGAGGACAUGGUAUAUUUUGGCUUGUCUGAUUACAGUAAAUCCUUACAAUGGGGAAUCACGAGCCCUAUCUUGAGAUGUGAUGAGGCUUUUGAAAGAAUGGUGAAUACUUUAAUGGAAAGAUAUCCCAGAUUGCACAGCAUGGUGAUUCGAUGCUACCUGCUAAUUCAGCAGUAUGCUGAAGCAAUGAUGGCUGUAACAUCAAUGAAUUUGUUGAGAGAACACACUACUCCUGAGACUCUGAGUAUUAUGGAUGAUUUGAUCAGCUGUCCUGGGAAAGACAAGAUUGGACGUGGACACAUGCUCUUGAUACGAGUACCAUCUGUGCAACUAGCAAUGCUUGCCAAGGAACGACUCCAAGACGUUCGAGAUAAGCUUGGCCUUCAGUAUCGAUUUGAAGUACUUCUGGGCAACCCUGCCACAGAACUCAGUGUUGCCAAGCACUUUGUUACACGAAUGAAGAUAUGGAGAGGGUGUGAACAAGAGGAAUGGGUCCCUCGUACCUAUCAGGAUUUGGAAGGUCUCCCAUGUAUUGUCAUCUUAACUGGUAAAGAUCCACUUGGAGAAUCAUUUCCAAGGUCCAUGAAGUAUUGUGAUCUUAGGCUAAUUGACUCCAGCUACCUCACACGUACGACGCUCGAGCAAGAAAUAGGCCUUGCUUGUGGCUACAUUUCUAAGAGUUCUGUCAGAGAAACCAUUGCAGUUCUGGAACAAACUGAGAAAGAACAAGAGAAAGUUCUUAUCAGUGAGAAUGAAUCUGAUGAAUUACAUAUUGAUCUAGAGAGGCCACAAAGUAACAGCAGUGCAGUCACUGGAACGUCAGGUUCCAUAGCAGAGAAUGGAGUGAUCAUCUCUAGCACUCUGGACUCAUCACAAAAACCAAUUUCAUCCUUGAGCUUUCAGAAUAUUGUAAACAGCUCCUGUGAUGAAGGUACCUCAGCACAUACCUCAACCAGUGUUGGCAGCGAGGGCUGCAAACAAGAAUGUGAUUCAGAAGGGAAAGAAACUGCAAGCAGCACAGUCUCAAAAUCAUCCAUAUCCUCUGUGAAUUCUCGCCGAUCUGUCCUACUCAACAAAGACUUCAGGACUCCACACCUCAUUUUUCAACGCACUGUAAUUUUAUCAAAACCCGUCUAUCAUCUUCUUGUCUCCUCCAAGAAUGAACAUUUAUGCUCUGCCAGUUUGUUGCCCCAUGCUGAUAUGGCUUGGACAAGCUCACUGAGAUCACUCUUUCAUAGAGAUUUGAGCAGUGAAGAACAAUCACUUUACUACAGACAAUGGACAAUUCCCAGGCAACAUCAUGCAGACUUUAGCAAUAAAAGUGAAGGAGGUUCUGGAAAUUUCCAUCAGCGACGGUUAUUGUUGGUGGGACCACCACAGAUUGGGAAGACAGGUGCAUACUUACAGUUCCUUAGGAUUCUUUUUCGAAUGUUAAUCAGACUUCUAGAGGUUGAUGUAUACAAUGAAGAAGAAAUUAACGAGGAAAUGAAAGAGACAAAUGAGCAUGCACAGGGAAUUAAUACACAGUGGCCUGACAUUGAACUCUUCAGCAAAAUGAUCUUUGACCUCACAGUACACGAUCCAAAAUAUCGCCACAUAAGUUCUGUGUACUCAGACAAGCUGCCAAAGAUUAAACUAGAAAGUGGUAAAGAAUGCAGUCCUACUGAAGGAUCAGCAAAACGAGAGACUGUCUCUAUCAUGCUAACCAAGUAUGCUGCAUAUAACACCUUCCACCAUUGUGAACACUGCCAUCAUUACACAGACUUCAACCCAGCCAUGCAGGUUUCUGAUUCUACACUGCAUGCAUUUACGUUUUCUUCUUCCAUGUUGGGAGAGGAAGUGCAGCUUCACUUUAUUAUCCCAAAGUCAAAAGAGCAGCAUUUUGUCUUCAGCCAACAGGGUAAACACCUGGAAAGUAUGCGUCUGCCACUUGUCACAGAUAAGAAUCCCAAGUCAGUGAAGAGUCCUAUCUUUACACCUACUACUGGGAGACACGAGCAUGGCCUUCUGAAUCUCUACCAUGCCAUAGAGGGUGCAAACCACCUUCAUAUCCUUGUGGUCAAAGAGUUUGAAAUGCCUCUCUAUCGUAAAUAUUGGCCCAACCACAUUAUGUUGGUACUACCUGACAUGUUCAAUGAUGCAGGGGUGGGUGCUGCCCAUUUUCUAAUCAAAGAACUUUCAUAUCACAAUUUGGAAUUAGAACGCAACCGCCAAGAAGAGAUGGGGGUGAAACGACAGUGUGUGUGGCCAUUUAUACUCGUCAUAGAUGACUCUUGUGUCCUUUGGAAUGUUCAUAAUAUAUCAGAAUCAAACAGUGGAACAAAGGAACCCACAGUUUCCACAAAGAGUGUUUCCUUGAAGACUAUAAUGCUGCACAUUGAGGCCACACCAAAAAUUACUCAUUAUGCACUCUGUGGAAUUCAAAAAUGGAACAGCAAGCUAAAUGCUAGCAAACUGAGGAUGCCAUUCUCUCGCUGUCACAUACAUGACUUUAUACUGUUGAAUGUUGAUCUGACACAGAAUGUACAGUAUGAUCUAAACAGGUAUACCUGUGAAGACAUUGACUUCAACCUACGGGCAAACAGCAGUGGUUUACUUAUUUGUCGAUUUAAUCACUUUAGUCUCAUGAAGAAAUACAUCCAGGUUGGAGGGCAUAAAGAUUUUGUCAUCAAACCCAAGAUUAUGGUAUCUGAAAGCCUCAAUAUGAUUUCUGCCUCUCAGUAUGUCUGUGCUCCAGAUAGUGAAAGCACAAUGCUAGCUGCUCCAGCCCAGUUUCUCCUGGAAAAGUUUCUACAACAUGCCAGUUACAAACUCUUUCCCAAAGCUGUACAUAACAACAACAACCCUGUGUUAGCUAUUGAUUGCUACAUGAAUCUCGGUCCUGAGAUUUCUGUGUGUUAUGUAAGUUCACGACCUCACUCAGUUAACAUAAAAUUUGCGGAAGUUUUGUUCAGUGGACUUCUACUCUACCUCUGUGACUCAUUCGUUGUUGCCGAUUUUCUCAAGAAAUUCAGAUUUCUUAAAGGUGCCACACUUUGCAUGAUUUGUCAAGACCGAAGUUCGUUACGUCAAACUAUUGUACGUCUGGAGUUGGAAGAUGAAUGGCAGUUCCGGCUGCGUGAUGAGUUCCAGACAGCCAGCAGCAGUGAUGACAAGCCACUUUAUUUUCUUACCGGACGGCAUAUUUAAGUUUACUUCAGAUGGCAAGAAACAAUAAUUGCGGGUGAUAGGUGGCACUAAUAACAGUUUGAUAAAGCACAAUUUACAAUUCCAUGGAAGGGUAAUACGGCACAAUUGUGUAGAAAAAGCAUAUCAAUAUUGUUGGUAGUCUGACAGUGGUCACUUUAACAAACGAUUAUAUAAGAACAGAAACAUAGUGCUCAGAGAUAAGAGAGGACUAUGUUCUGACGUCAGUAACUCCAGAAAAAGUUAAUUGUGUGAUUUGUGAGAAAAACAACUUUAUAUACGACUUGGUACAUUAACCUAUUCAACAUGGCAGAAAAAGGCAACAUGAGCUGCAGAAUGUGUAUAUGUCCAUCAUAGGCUUGACCAGUGCUACUCAUUUUAAAAUAUGUUGCAAGUAGACCUGGAUCAAAGCAGAAUGAACAACUCUUAAUAGAAAUACUUCAUUUGAAAGGAAUGAAACCAAAGCUGUGGAGUGAAAGGAAUUGAAGACUGUAUGUUGAAGAUUCUCCACGUCACCAUUUUGACUGUACAUAUUUACAGUUAAGCUCAGGGGUUUAAAUUCAGGUGACAAUGGAGAGGAGUCACUCAUAAUCAUGCUAACUGUUCUCUUCAUUUUUUGCUGUAUAUGAUUUCAUACUUAUUUGCUGUAAUACUUCAUCCUUAAGUACUUUUUUAGAAAGCUCACAUAUCUGUUGAACAUUUCAAUCUAAAUGCAUUAGUAGGGACUUUGCUAGAUUUGAUUAUACGAUGUGAGUGUUGCUCUAAAAUUUUAGUGGUAUCUGGAUUAGAAACAUUUCUGACUGCAUGCAAUGCAGGUCUUGGUUAAUCUGUAAUUUCAUUUAACUAAAUUGUCUUCAUGCUUUCUUGUAUAGCCUCCCCAACAGUACUUUUUUUUACAUAUUGCACAGGUGGUUGUAUUCUUUUGCUUACACUUACACUUAAUUGCAGCAUUGUUUUCAUUGAUUUCUAAUUUCAUGCAAAUUGCUAUCAAUAAUGCGUUGAGUUAGCUUUCGGGAGGUUGAAUGUGCAGUCUUGUCAUAUUGAAAAUCUACAUCUUUUCUACUUUAAAUGUUAAACGCUGUUAAGAGGAUGGAGGCAUUGUGCUUUUCAGUUUCUUUUUUGUACAACACAUGAAAAGAGUAAAUGUGCACGAGUAUCACA
Stegostoma tigrinum is the source of this 7746-nucleotide messenger RNA. It is a transcript of the gene greb1l, whose product is annotated as GREB1 like retinoic acid receptor coactivator. NCBI's taxonomy places the organism in Eukaryota, Metazoa, Chordata, Chondrichthyes, Orectolobiformes, Stegostomatidae. Gene Ontology annotation, biological process: multicellular organism development; kidney development. The coding region runs from base 583 to 6588 and encodes 2001 amino acids. The transcript has 34 exons. The record is from RefSeq and is a predicted model, not a curated record.